Molecule: messenger RNA, 2011 nt
Organism: Pollicipes pollicipes
Lineage: Eukaryota; Metazoa; Arthropoda; Thecostraca; Pollicipedomorpha; Pollicipedidae
Gene: Rev1
Product: Rev1 DNA directed polymerase
Exons: 2
Biological process (GO): error-prone translesion synthesis; error-free translesion synthesis
Cellular component (GO): nucleus
Molecular function (GO): damaged DNA binding; DNA-directed DNA polymerase activity; deoxycytidyl transferase activity
Source: RefSeq, a predicted model, not a curated record
AAUGCUGCAAAAUCAUGAGAUUCAAAUGCUGGAAAUGAAUCCCAAAGCCUAGUGGAAGAAUCCGUAGUGGAAGAAUCCCAAAGCCAUCAUGGGUGGAAGAGGCGAAGGAAAGAGAAACUAUGAUGAAACUGGAUUUGAACCAUGGGGAGGCUACAUGGCAGCCAAAAAGUCGAAACUGGAAAACCAGUUUGAAAACAUGCCUGGUAAAAACUCCGAUGGCAUUUUUAAGAAUAUCGCAAUUUUUGUGAACGGUUUAACCAACCCAUCGUCCUCAGAACUAAGGGACAUAAUGCUGCAGCAUGGCGGAACGUACCACCACUACUACAAAAGUCAUGGCUCCUGUCCAACGACCCACAUCAUUGCUUCUAACCUUCCCCACGCGAAGAUAAAGGAGCACCAAAGAAAGCUAGUGGUGCGGCCGGAGUGGAUUUCCGACAGUGUCAAGGAGGCCAAGCUGCUGGACUACCGGCCGUACCUGCUGCUGCCUCCGCAGAACCCGCUGCUGUCCUGUUUCGCAACAGCCUCCACGGGCAAGGACUCGCCCUCGGCGGAGGCCGCCGCCUUGGACGGCGGCUCGGAGAGCGGCGGAGAGCCUGCCGGCGGCGUCGAGCCUACGCCCGGCUCCCCGCCCGGCUCGCCGGGCCAACCGGACGGCGGGGCGGCCGGGCGCAGUCCGGUCAAGCGGGCCGGCGAGCCCGACUUCCUCAAGGAAUUCUACCAGAAGUCGCGGCUGCACCACAUCUCCGAGAUGAAGGCUAUCUUCAAGGAAUACGUCAGCCAGCUGCAGGAGAAACCAGCCGACGGCUUCCCGGAGCGGGCCCGGCUGCUGGCGUGGUGUCGGGACCAGGCCGACGCCGACGCCGACGCCGAGGCCGAGCCGGAGGACGAGGCACUGGUCGCCGUCGAUCAGCCCGUGAUCGCGCACGUCGACAUGGACUGCUUCUUCGUGUCGGUGGGGCUGCGCUCGCGGCCGGAGCUGCGCGGCCGCCCGGUGGCCGUCACGCACUCGCGCGCCGGCGCCGAGCCGGCCCGGCGCGCCGGCGAGGACCGCGCCGCGGAGGCGGACGCCUACCGGCGCCGUCACGGCGGCGUCGACGGGCCCUCGUGGGCGGAUGCGGCGCCGCGCGGCUCUAUGGCCGAGAUCGCCUCCUGCAGCUACGAGGCGCGCGCUGCUGGCGUCCGUAACGGCAUGUUCAUGGGGGCCGCGCUGCGGCUGUGCCCCAACCUGCAGACGAUCCCGUACGACUUCGCGGCGUACCGCGAGGUGGCGCUGGCGCUGUACGACACGGUGUGCGGUCUGACGCGCCGCGUGCAGGCCGUCAGCUGCGACGAGCUGCUGCUGGACUGCACGGAGGUGCUGCGUGAGACGGGCGUGGCACCGCUGCGCCUGGCCGCCUACGUGCGCCAGGCGGUGCGCCGCGCCACCGACUGUCCGGCCUCGGUCGGCAUGGGGCCCAACAUCCUACUGGCGCGGCUGGCCACGCGCCGCGCCAAGCCUGACGGCCAGGCGCACGUGACGGCCGAGCAGGCGGCCGACUUUAUCGGUGAGCAGCGGCUGCGCGACCUGCCUGGAGUGGGCCACGCCACGGCCGAACAGCUGCGUCGGCUGGGGGCCACCAACUGCGCCGAGCUGCAGCGGCUGGAGCUGGCGCAGCUGCAGCGCCAGCUCGGCCCGCGCACCGGCCAGCAGCUGUACGACUUCUGCCGCGGCCGCGACGAGCGACGCAUCACGCCGCACGCGCCGCGCAAGACGGUCUCGGCCGAAGUCAACUACGGCAUCCGCUUUAGCGACGCCGCCCAGAUGUCGACCUUCGUCAACGAGCUGUGCGACGAGCUCCGCGCGCGCAUGGUGGCCGCCGCCUUCCUAGCCGACGUGGUCACGGUGAAAGUGAUGGUGCGCGCGGCCGAGGCACCGGCCGACUCAGCCAAGUUCCUGGGCCACGGCCUGUGCGACACACUGACGCGCUCCGGUCGGCUGGCGGCACCCACCGACCGCGCCGACGUGCUGCGC